This is a messenger RNA of Malaya genurostris, 24313 nucleotides long. RefSeq lists its product as uncharacterized. The coding region runs from base 7588 to 11598 and encodes 1336 amino acids. The record is from RefSeq and is a predicted model, not a curated record. Gene Ontology annotation, biological process: DNA integration. NCBI's taxonomy places the organism in Eukaryota, Metazoa, Arthropoda, Insecta, Diptera, Culicidae. The transcript is spliced from 2 exons. Gene Ontology annotation, molecular function: zinc ion binding; nucleic acid binding.
AAAGGCACCCCAUAGUAAAGUAAGUCGUAUUUCGAAAAAUUCGAACAAUACUUCACGAAAUUUCACGAGAGGUGGUCAAUCUCUGUUAUACAAACAAUUCAAAAUUUUGUACGGAUUGGGUUAGAGAUAGUUAUAAGUAGGUAGAUAUUUUAUUAAUAAUUAAAAUAAAUACUAUGAUUAAACAUUAGUAUGUAAAACAAGAGUAACUAAAACAUCUAUUAUUAAUAACGAAUCGUAUGAACAACAAAGAUGAAAGGCCAAAGAGUCAUAACACUUGUACUGUAAAAUGUUGAUGUAAUACACAAAAAUAAGACUAGUAAACAGGAGGCUAUUGUCAUUUACGUGAAAACAACUACUAUGAACGCUUGUCAACGUUAGCACGAUGGCACCGAAAACCAUUGGAGAGUCAGCCGAAAAAUCCGGCCCAAAAGAACAUCGCAAAGGGAGACAAGAAAAAUAAAAAGAAAAUUCUUUUCAGUGCUACAGAUCAUCAUAAAGAAUUAGUUGAAUUUUCUCUUGUGUACCAAAAGCAUCAGAUUUAUCAAAAUGGAAGUAGACAAAGUUUGCACCGUCACUAAUACAUUCCAUUACGACUCACGCAAUGCGAAAAUGAAAUUAGUAAUAUAGAACACAUCUUUAUACUAGAAAGGGUGUCGUUUGGAAAUAUGCCAUGCGAAACAAAGUUGCCACGUAUACAGAUCAAUCUGUAUUUUUGUCGUGAAUACUUUAGUAUGGGGCGCCUUUUGAUCGUGAUAUCUAACACAUUUAAUUAUGACAGUAACCCUGUUUCGCAAUGCGAAAAAGAAAAUUUUGAUAUAGAACACAUCUUUAUACUAGUAUGAGUGUCGUCUCGAAAUAUGCCGUGCGAAACAAGGUUUUUUUUUAUUCAAUAAUAUAAUGUUUAGGGCACACUGCUUAAACUCUAAGAUGCUUCUACUAAUUCAACUUAAAAACUUAAUACUAGGGUUGCAUCAUUUGAUAAUAUCAUAUUCGGGUCGCAGUGGUCGACUUUGGCAGAUCCAGCCUUCAGCUGGCGAUCGGCAGUGGCCGGUGAAUUGAAUAUUGCAGUCUUCUAUAUGGCUUUGGUGAAUAUCUAUGCUGGCCGCAUUCUUCGGUCCGUGUGGGUCCACGGGAAACACCCCCAGGUUACGAAUACCCGGCGGGUGGUCCGCAUGCUGUUGAUAAACUAGAGCGGCCUUCUGUGGGCGAUGAUGGUGUUUUUACGGAAGAAAAUGAAAAAAAAAUAUUGCGAAGUAAAUAUUGCAGAAAACGGAGUAAAAAGGGGAUAUGGGAAUGAAAUGACUAAGAACGACAGAGAUCUAAUUAGUUGACAUCGAGAUUUUGAAGAGACGGAGAGGGGGGAUGCGAAAAGGUUAGUGACAGCAAAAAGAUCUUGUUAGUUCCGAUGAAGAUGGUGGACAGAUGAGGAAUCGGGAUAAUCGGCGGAAGUUAGUGUCGAACCUGCAGGUGAAAAUUAUUCUUAGCCACAGUUGAAACAACGUCGAUAAAUAGGAGGAAUUUUCUAAGCAAGAUGUUACAGAUUAUAACUAUCCCGACUCGCCAACACAUCCCAAACCGGAACCUCAGGCGGUCUACCUCGGGCCUUGAGGGAUUCCAGUAGCUUCGAGCUGGCGUCGCGAUACUCUACGCACGACAACACGACAUGCCCGAUGUCCUGAUAACCGUCGCCACUGGUUCAGAGCCCGUUCUCCACGAUCCCGAUACGCCGGAGAUGUGCGUUGCAUGUAUAGUGUCACGUUCAUCCCCUUGAACAAAGGUUUCGUCGAUACCUUAGGGAUAAUGAAGUGUAGCCAUCGUCCCAGUUCGUCAUUGCUCCAUGAAGUUUGCCAACUUUCGAGAGUUUUCUGACGAGAGAUACUGAAAAAUUCAUUGAAGCAGAUUGGUCUUUCAUAAAUAUCACCGUCUAAUGCGCCCACCUUACCCAAUGAGUCUGCCUUUUCAUUGCCAAUGGAACAAUACGAAGGGACCCAGACUAACGAUAUUGAAUAAGACCGUUCAGAUAAAGUUCUCAAAUGUUCCCGUAUUUUCUCCAGGAAAUAUGGGGGAUACUUUUCUGGCUUCAUCGUCCGGAGAGCCUCUAUUGAGCUAAGACUGUCCGUGACGAUAAAGAAAUAGCCUUUAGGCAAGGUUUCAAUGAUCUCAAGGGUGUACUGAAUAGCAGCUAAUUCUGCGACGUUAACUUAAGCCGGAUCACUGAGUUUGAACGAAGCGGUGUUGUUUUGUUUGAAGAUACCGAAGCUGUGGACUUGUUGAUGUUUGAUCCAUCAGUAUAAAACAUCUUUUCACAGUUGACUGUUCUAAAUUGAUUAUUAAAGAUAUUAGGGACCACUUGUGGGCGUACGUGAUCCGGAAUUUCACGAAUCUCUUCCUUCAUGGAUGUGUCGAAAAACACAGUAGAAUCAAAAGUAUCCAAGAAAUGAGCACGGUUGGAAGCAAACGAAGAAGGAUUGAUAUUCUGAGCCAUGUUAUCAAAAUACAAAUACAUAAAACGGGUUUGAGAAUUAAGCUCAACUAACCUUCAGAAUUUUUCAAUCACCAUCGGAUUCAAGAUAUCGCAUCGGAUAAGCAAUCGAUAUGAGAGAUCCCAGAAUCGGUUUUUCAACGGUAAGACGCCCGCGAGCACUUCGAGACUCAUCGUAUAAGUCGACUGCAUGCAACCUAAGGCAAUACGCAAACAACGAUACUGAAUUCUUUCCAGCUUGAUGAAAUGAAUGUUCGCCACGGAUCGGAAGCAGAAGCAUCCAUAUUCCAUUACGGACAAUAUCGUUGUUUGAUACAGCCUUAUCAGGUCUCCUUUGCGGGCACCCCACCACGAUCCAGUUAUUGUACGAAGAAAGUUGAUUCUCUGUUGGAAUUUUCGUUUCAGAUACCUAAUGUGACAUCCCCAGGUGCCUUUGGAGUCGAACCAGACCCCGAGAUAUUUAAAUGUGAAGACCUGAGCUAUGGUUCCCUUAGUUGAAGUUGUAGUUGUGCUGGUUCUCGCUUCCUUGAAAAUACAAUCUGCUCAGUUUUCUCCGUAGAGAACUCGAUACCCAUUUGAAGAGCCCAUGUGGAUAAGUUGACAAGAGUAUCUUGUAACGGCCCUUGCAGAUCGCCAGCUUUGGGUCCUAUAAUAGACACAACGCUGUCGUCGGCAAGUUGUCUUAGCGUGCAAGAUGUGUUGAUACAUUUAUCGAUGUCGUUUACGUAAAAAUUGUAUAAAAGGGGGCUUAAGCAUGAGCCCUGACGAAGACCCAUGUAACUGAAUCGUAUUGUCGACAAAUCACCAUGCGCGAAGUACAUGUGUUUCUAAGACAAUAGAUUAUGUAAAAAGUUGUUCAAAACUGGCGAAAGACCAUGCUGAUGCAGCUUCUCAGGUAGGAUGUUUAUAGAAACUGAGUCAAAUGUCGAGGAAAACUGAUGCCAUUUGUUCUUUACGAGCAAAUGCCAUUUCAAUUUUUGUUGAGAGCAACGCAAGACAAUCGUUCGUUCCUCUGCCCCUGUGGAAACCAAAUUGUGUAUCUGAAAGCAAAUCAUUACUUUCAACCCAAUUGUCUAGACGAAACAGAAUCAUUUUUUCGAACAAUUUCCGGAUACAGGAAAGCAUAGCAAUCGGCCGAUACGAAUUGUGAUCGGAGGCUGUUUUUCCUGGUUUUUGAAUGGCGAUCACUUUCACUUGUUUCCAGUCAUGUGGAACAAUGUUGUCCUCAAGGAACUUUUUGAAUAAACUCAACAAGCGCCUUUUGGCGGGGCAGGCAGAUUUUUCAACAAGUUGAAUUUUAUUCUGUCUAAUCCCGGGGCUUUAUUGUUACAUGACAAGAGUGCAAGUGAGAGCUCUACCAUCGAAAACGGUGUUUCGUUCGUAUUUGGUGUCGCGGCGCGGGUGAUCUUCUUUUCCGGAACAGAGUCUGGGCAUACUUUUUUAGCGAAAUCGAAUAUCCAGCGGUAUCCAGUAUUCCUCGGUUUCAUUCGUUAUGUUAUGAUUGCGCAUUCGUAGCACUGUGUUCCAAAGAGUGCUCAUACAUGUUUCUUUCGUUAAGCCGUCUAUAAACCGACGCCAGUAACCGUGUUUCUUGGCUCUAAUCAAGUUCUUAGUUUUAACGUCUAAGGCCGUGUAAUUCCGGUAAUUAUCAGGUGUUUCAUUUUUUCUGAAUAUUUUAUACGCGGUGGUUCUCUCCGCGUUUAAAUUUGUGCACUCUUUGUCCCACCACGGGUUGGGAGGACGGAUGUUAGUUUUUGCGUCGGGUACACGUUUCGGAAUUUGUGUCAUUUCUCCUGUAUUCAAGAUUGUCAUAUUGAAGUUGUAGCAAAUAGCAUGGCUCAUAGCUGAUCUGUUAUCGUCGUGAAGACAGCCCCAUCCCGUACCGUGUGUGUUAAAGUCGCCUAAAACCAACGUCGAUGCGAGAAGGAGCUCAAUGAUAUCACUGAGCCGCCGAUACCCAACCAAGGCUCUAGGAGGAAUGUAGAUGGAAGCAAUACAAAGGUCCUUACCUUUGAUUGUAACAUGACAUGCGACAGUUCGGACGCGUUUUUAAUUUGCUCCAAGAGCCACGGUGCACGAGUUUAUUUAAUUUGCUCUUUAAUCAAAACAGUAUUGCUUUUUGUUUAUUAUUCACUAUGACCUGCGAAAUUUGUGCUUUGGAUACCACCGUCGACUCGGUUAUGUCCACGAAAAUUUCACGCCACCUGUGUUGGAGUGUCUAUUCAGCGGGGUUCACUGCGGAGAAGGGAUAGAAGAGUUAUUGACGUAAACUCUUGUAUACUGCUGUGAGUCCUGUCAAGAGCUUGUUAACGCAAAAAUGGACCUAGAUAGACUAGUUGAACCACAAAAGCUUCUUGAACGUCAACUCCAUUCAAACUCGGAAGUUGUGCAUAAACUUUCGAUGCAACAAGAAAAGCCAAGCUUAGUUCAUGAGGCUAUAGAUGCCCAAGAAAUAUUGCUUACGACUAUAAGAAAUGAAUUGAUUUCAAUAAACAAAAAUAGCAGCUUGACCGGCAGUGUUGUUGCCAUUAAAAACCAUGUCACCUCAUUGUUCGAUACAGCAAUGUCAGAAAUGAAGGAAAACGUGUACAAUGACUUAAAAAACAGACUUCCGAAUUAUCAUCUGAGUUACGUGAUAUGAAUAACGAGCUAAACCAUAUCAAUCAGCUAUCUCUUGAUACUGGCCAGCAGCACCAUGAACGUAAGUUCGACAUUGACCAUUGACAUUCUUGACGAAAUCAAGUCUUUGUCAGCACAUUUAGUAGCAGAGAAGAAACCUGUGCAAAUACCAGUGCCCAAUGCCUCAGGCCUCAGUUUGGCGGCAGAAUUAUGCAAAGUAGAUAAUUCUGGAGUGACUACGAUGCGCGAGAAUCUAGAAGAAUACAUCAGCAAAAACAAGCUGCAAAAGCUAGGAGUCACAAAAAGCAAAAAAAGUUAUUCAAGAAUUUGAAAAUGAACAAAACUGUAAACAACAGCGGCAACAAUUUAAGAAAUCAUAGUAAUUACAAUGAGAAUUGCAAUAUUCGUGGCUCAUGUUAUCCUAGUAAUGAUCAUCUAAUACGAAGACAACCCAACAGCAUUCUCCUACCAGACAGAGUGUUUCUUACUGCUGCAAAAGACCGCUUUUCUAGGCCGUUAGCAAAUAAUAGACCAACCAUUCAAUUCCAAAAAGGUGAGAUAUUGAAUCCAUAUCCAGCGAAUGACUUACGACGAUCGCCGCUACGAUGCAACACGAUGACUCCAAAAAGUGCGUCAGCUACUUUGUACGGCACUCUCAAUUCUCAACACUCUUGUUUUCGGCGUCAUUGACACACCCCUUAGGAGAAGAAAACGACGACAACUCUAUUGAUUAUAAUGCUUAUCAUUCAAAUGCUGCACAAUUUAAUAAGUCAUCAUUGGAGGUCAUAGUUUAUGGCCAGAAUUUUAAUGGAAUGAAAAGUUUGUUGAAAAUAACUGAAAUUUGUAAUAAAAUAUUAAGUAGUACUAAGUAGUGUCUGAUAAGAGAUCGGGUGGUAGAGUACUAAUUGCUAUUUCUACAAAAGUUAAUGCUGAGAUCAUAUCCACUAGAAAAAUUAAAGAAUUCGAGCACGUAUGGGUGAAAACUCGUCUGGCAGAGGAAACACAUAUUUUCUGCUCAGUGUAUUUUCCCCCAAACAACACCCGUGAAGAAGUAUAUGAAAAGUUUUUCCAGAUUGCUGAAGAAAUCAUAACUAACCUUCCUUCCUAACUGAAAGUACACAUUUAUGGUGACAUCAAUCAACGUGACAUUGACUUUUUCCCAGACUCUGAAAAUGAGAGCAUCCUACUACCAGUGGUAGGAGAGAAUGAAACCCUCCAAUAUAUAUUUGAUCAAGUUGCAUGCUUAGCACUCAGCCAAAUUAAUCACGUUAAAAAUCAGCAAAACUGUUACUUAGAUUUUUUACUAACAAAUUCACAAGAAGACUUCUGCCUUACCGAAUCCCUAACCCCCUUAUGGAAAAAUGAAAGAUUUCACAUUGCAAUUUGUUCAUGAGUAUAAUAGACCCGAUGAAUAUGAGUAUGACGAGGUCUUUCAGUAUGACUUGGCAAAUUAUGAUAACAUAAAGUUAAAAUUAAGUAACAUUGAUUGGCAAACCAUUUUCAGGGUGGCUAAUGUUGAAACUUCUGUGGAAAUGUUUUAUAAGAUUUUAUUUGAUACUAUUAAUGAUCAGGUACCUUUUAAGAGAAUCAGACGGCGACUUAACUAUAAAUAUCCAAUAUGGUAUAAUUAUAACAUGAAAAAUCUAAAAAAUCGAAAACAGAAGGCCCAUAAAAAAUAAAAAAGAGACAGUAGUAGCGUCAACUUAGGAACUUACUUACAAACUUUUGAUCAAUUAAAUCUGGCAAUUAAAAUCGCUUCCGAGGAGUACUGUUCAAAAACGGAGAGUGAAAUCAAAUCUUGCCCGAAGAAUUUCUUCAAUUACGUAAAAACAAAAAUUGAAAUCUAAUAAUUUUCCCUUAAAAAUGUUUUUCAAGAGUAAGACUGCUGACAACUCGAAAGAUAUAUGUACACUAUUUGCAAAUUACUUCCAAGAAACCUGUACUACGUUUUCCGAAGAUGAUCGAGACCGUGAAUAUUUUAAUUUCUUCCCUGAACAUGCUUGUGACAUUAAUAUUCAUCACAUUAGUGUGCAAGAUAUUAUGCAAGCGCUCAAUAAAUUAGAUUUUUCUAUAGGUCCCGGACCUGAUGGAAUUCCUCCCAUAUUCAUGAAAAAACUAUCGUUAGAACUAGACACUCCCUUGUUUUGGCUUUUCAAUAAAUCACUCAUGACCGGUAUUUUUCCUAAAAUAUGGAAGGACUCUUACCAAACCGAUUCACAAAAGUGGAAAAAAAUCCGAUGGGUGUAAUUAUCGAGGAAUUGCAAUUAUUUCCUGCAUUCCUAAACUUUUUGAAGCGAUAAUCAAUGAAAAAAUGUUUUAUCAAGUGUAACGAUGUGUUAGUCACGUAAAGUUAUCACUUUAUUUUCUGUCGAAAUCGUUGUUACUGGCUACACUGGGAGGACUUCGCUGGUAUCGAGAGAGGAGAGGCGACACUUGACUGAAGCGGACGUGUAAGCCACGACAACCGGAUAGGCAAGGAAUUUACAAUGGCGACGAGGAUGAAAAUAGAUGCGGCAGUGAUGCCUCCGUUUAAUGCCGGAGAUGAUCCUAGAAACAACUGGCUCAAAUGGAAAAAAGCAUUGGAGCGGUUUCUACGAGUUAAUAAAAUCGAAAAUGACGAAGAAAAGUACGAUUUGUUGCUAGUUCUCGGAGCAAUAGAAUUACAAUCAUACUACGAUAAAGUGACAAAAUGGGAGUAUCAUCAUCCGGUAUCCAACAAUAGUGACGAAACGGUUGUAUUAAAAUACGAAUCAGCAUUAUUAUCACUCGACGGAUAUUUCGCACCUCAACUCAACAAACGUUUUGAGCGUCAUGUAUUUCGGGCAAUGAAACAAGAAAACCAGGAGCGGUUCGAGGAAUUCAUUUUCCGUCUUCGGGAACAAGCAAACCGUUGCCUAUUUGCAGACCUAGAUGACUCAAUUGUGGACCAGGUUAUUGAAGGAUGUAGAUCACCUGAACUAAGGAAGAAGUUAUUGACGGAGGAUCUUAAUUUACAUGAUACGACAGUUCUUGGAAAAACCCUGGAAGAAGUACAUAAGCAGACGAAAGAAUUUGAAAAGCCGUCGACGUCGUACGGAUCACCCAGUUUCGAAGGAACAGUGGUACAGAAAAUUGAAACUAGCUGGCCAAGAAAACUCGUUACAAAUAGUUCACGGAAAUGUUAUAAUUGCAACAAGGCCGGGCACUUAGCAAAAGAUGUUGAGAGAUGUCCUGCCAGGAAGUCGAUUUGCCACACAUGUAAAACAGCAGGACACUUUGCAGUAUGUUGUAGAAAAAGGAAAUAUCAACCGCUAACAUCACGUAAGCCACCAGAUAAAAAAGGGGGAGUUCACGUUAUUACAUCGGAUCAAGAUAAACGAAACGGAGUGUUUCUGGUACGUACAAAAGGUGAAUCAGAUGAUGUACUUGUACUACAAUUAGGAGGUGUAAACGUUCGGAUGCUAGUUGAUUCGGGAUCUCCAGCAAAUAUCAUCGACUCAAAAACGUACCAGCUAUUAAGAAAAGGACAAGCUGAAAUAAUCAAUGAUAGAGAACCACAUGAGGAAGAAUUGAACUUGAAGUCAUUCGCUUCAAACAAAAAAAUAAAUUUUAGCAGAGUGUUUGAAACGGAAGUAAAAACUCCUGAAGAAGAUACCGGUAUUUGGACACAUGUGUUAGUGGCUCCAGAAGGCCAAGUGAACCUUUUGAGCAAAGGUACAGCAUUUGCACUUGGAGUAUUGAAGAUCGGAUACAAUGUAAACCAAAUUGCGAUCACUCAAGCAACUGGCAUGGAUGAAUUUCCAAAAGUUCCGAACGUGUUAUUAAACAUACAAGUAGAUAAAACUAUUCAGCCAGUUGUGCAGGGCGUUAGAAGAUUCCCGAUUGCCAUGGAAGCAGAUGUGGAGGAAGCAAUUCAUAAUCUGCUCAAAAGAAAGAUUAUUGAAAGAGCUGAAGGCCCAUUGACGUGGGUGUCACCUUUGGUACCAAUUCGGAAAACUGACGGAAAAAUCAGACUGUGUGUUGAUAUGAGGGCGGCCAAUAAGGCGAUAAUACGAGAAAAUUAUCCUAUGCCAAAUAUCGACAGUGCAAUGGCCACAAUAACGAAAGUAGCGAAAAUGUCGAAAAUUGAUCUCGAAUCAGCUUACUAUCACUUUGAAUUACACCCUGAUAGUCGGGCUAUAACAACGUUUGUAGCCAGGAGUGGUGUUUAUCGUUUUUGUAGGCUCAUGUUCGGCAUAAAAUCGGCACCUGAGUUGUUCCAGCGUGAAAUGGAAAACGUAUUCCGCGGAGUAAAAGGGCUAGUUGUAUAUAUGGAUGAUCUAUUAGUACACGGCGAAACGGAAGAGGCCCAUGAUACCACACUGCGAGAAGUAAUGACUCGUAUAGAGACAAUGAACAUGAAAGUAAACACACAAAAAUCGAUAAUCGGGACAAACAACCUCGAUUUUCUUGGAUACCACAUCUCAGAAAAUGGGAUUCAUAUCACCGAUGCCAAACUGGAGGCUAUACGUAAUCUACAACCACCAGUAACCGUUUCGGACCUUAGAUCGCUGUUGGGGUUGAUCAACUUCUUAGGAAGAUUUGUUCCUAACCUAUCAGAUCUAACUUUCCACAUGCGACAGUUACUCGUGAAAGAUUGCCGCUUCGUUUGGACAGACAACCAUGACAAAGAACUGGCGAUAGUGAAACAAAUAUUAAAUAGAGUUGAAUCUUUGGCUUUCUUCGAUCCACUUGACGAAACGUUACUUGUAACAGAUGCGAGUCCAUGGGGACUAGGUGCCAUCUUGAUACAACUUAAAAAUGGAAUUCCAAGACCGAUAUUUUGCGCAUCAAAAAGUUUGACUACACACGAGAAAAAGUACUGUCAAACAGAAAAGGAGUGUUAUGCUAUUAUCUGGGCUAUGGAAAAAUUGUUCAUGUAUCUCUAUGGUUUACACUUCACAUUGAUUACGGAUUGUAAGCCUCUAGAAUACCUUUUUAACAAAGCGCAAUCCAAACCUUCGGCAAGAAUAGAACGGUGGAUCUUAAGGCUUCAGAGUUUCGAUUUUGAAGUCAAAUAUGAGCCCGGUGAAAACAAUCUCGCAGACCCUUUGUCCAGACUGUCAGUGGUCACUAGUACAUCUAACGACGAAGCAGACGUAUUAGCCUGGUUGUCGGAAGAAAUCAAACCGGCAGCUUUAUCGAUUGAAGAAAUCGAAAACGCAACACUACUAGACACGGAUUUACAAACGGUGAAGGAUGCUAUAUACUCAGGAGACUGGGAUUUAGUGCCGAUCGAAUACAAAACUACAACUAUUCGUAAUGAAUUGUCUUUAUAUGGGGAAUUACUCCUACGUGGGGAUCGCAUUGUAAUUCCCGGAAGCUUGAGAGAGAAGGUGAUUCAAAUUGCGCAUAUGGGACACCAGGGUAGUACCGCAAUGAAAGCACAAUUACGUGGGAAAAUUUGGUUCCCUCUAAUGGAUAAAUCAGUUGACAAUGUAGUUCGUAAUUGCAAACCGUGCAAAAUGACCUCGAUUCCAGAGAAACCAAACCCAUUAACAAGAAGACUCCCAACCGAACCGUGGCAGGACCUUGCUAUAGAUUUUAAGGAAGGGUUACCAGAUAAUGUUUCACUUCUAGUAGUAGUUUGCUACACGAGUCGCUUCGUUCAAAUUGAACCAAUGAAACCGGCAACUACGCAACGUGUCAUUGGUUGUUUACUAAAAAUGUUUAGCUAUUUCGGUAUACCACGUUCGAUCACGGCCGAUAACGGACCACAGUUUAAAGCAGUAGAGUUUUCGAAAUUCUGUAACAGUUAUGGGAUACAUCUAAACCUUUCGACGCCCUAUUGGCCAGAACAGAAUGGUGCCGUUGAACGGCAAAUGCGAAACAUUGGAAAACGCUUGAAAAUAAGCGCCAUACAAGGUACGGACUGGAAAACCGAUUUAAACGAGUAUCUCAUUCUAUACCACUCGACCCCUCAGGAAACGACGGGUCUAUCACCCGGGCAUAUGAUGUUCGGCCGAGAAAUGAGAAAUCGAAUCCCCUCGAUUUACCAACCACCAAAAUUGCAUUGGGAGGAGGCAAGAGAUAAAGACAUGAUGAACAAGGAGUAUCAUAAGAAGCAUGCCAAUCAGAAGCGCCAGGCGAAAUAUCACAGUCUGCGAAUGGGAGAUAUAGUCUUGAUGCGAGAUCUGCACACAGGUGCCAUGCAGCCGAACUUUAGACCAGAAGAGUAUAAGGUGACGCAAAUAAACAAAGGAACAAUCACUGUUAAAUCGGAUCGAACGGGAAAAAUAUAUUUGCGAAACAGUAGUCAUCUUAAGAAGUUAUACGAUACACAAGCUGAAGACGAUACACAGACACACGAAGGUACCGAUGAGUCAACAUCGAAAGAAACCGUGGAACCAUACACUUAUGCGACAAGCGAAGUGGAUAAAAAUCCUGACAGUGUUACCGACAAUGAACCCAGGCCGAAACGAAUCUGUAGAACACCCAAAAGAUUCACAGAUUUUAUUCUACAAAUUGAAGAUGUCUGAGAUAUUAUUUAAAUCGUUAAAGUUAUGUAUUUGAUUCAAGAAUGAGAAUAAAAAUCUGAGAACUUCUGUAACAUAUCCUAUUGUCUAUAAAAAUUGGGAGAGAUGUAACGAUGUGUUAGUCACGUAAAGUUAUCACUUUAUUUUCUGUCGAAAUCGUUGUUACUGGCUACACUGGGAGGACUUCGCUGGUAUCGAGAGAGGAGAGGCGACACUUGACUGAAGCGGACGUGUAAGCCACGACAACCGGAUAGGCAAGGAAUUUACAUCAAGUUAAAAAUAGAAUCACUAAUAUGCAGCAUGGAUUUUUUAAGGGUCGCUCGACUAAUACAAAUUUACUCGAAUUUGUCAAUUACUCACUGGCUGCUAUGGAUAAGGGUAAUUACAUAGAAGCUCUCUAUACUGACUUCAGCAAAGCAUUUGAUCGCAUUGAUAUACCUAUGUUAUUAUUCAAACUACAAAAAUAGGAACUGGUCCUGAACUACUCAAAUGGCUUGAGUCGUAUCUGACUGAUCGUCAGCAAAUGGUUCGAUUUAAAGGGAGGAUAUCCAACCAUGUCCUAGUAACCUCAGGAGUUCCACAAGGCUCUCAUCUAGGCCCUCUCUUAUUCAUUUUAUUUGUAAACGAUAUAUCUCUUAUUUUAAAACACAUAAAAGUGUUGAUUUAUGCCGAUGACAUGAAGCUCUUCCUAGAAAUAAAAAGUGAUGUAGACAAGGUGGUAUUUAAAGAUGAAGUGCAAACGUUCCAUGUCUGGUGUAACAAAAGCCUUUUGAAACUAAACGUCAGCUAUAAUUUUUGCGAUCCUUACACGAUUAAAACAUUAUAUAUUGCCUACGUAAGGUCUAUACUUGAAUAUUGUAGCAUUGUUUGGUCCCCAUUCUCAAUCACUCACAAGGAACGUAUAGAAUCAGUCCAAAAGCAAUUCCUAUUAUUUGUACUCCGUAAAUUAGGUUGAGCCAGAUUUCCUCUACUAUCAUACAAAGCUCGUUGCAUGCUAAUUGACAUCCACAUAUUAGAAGAGCGUCAAGAACAAUUAAUGGUUUCAUUCAUACAUAACAUCCACGGAGAACCCAUAAAUCAUAAAAUCAUAAAAUUGCGAUAUCGCAGUUUUUGAUUUUUGCGAUAGUUGAUUUAACUAAUUUUUUUUAUUCAACCUAUAUGGUUUUUGAUUUGCAUAUAUUCAAGAAGUUGAAAAAUAUGUUGUUUUGGAUGCUGUCAAAUGCCGGAGACAGUUGAAAGCAAAACAAUAAUAGCAAUGCAAAAUCAAUAACUUCAAAAUGUCAAUGAAAACAACAUCGAUGAUUAAAGCGUUUGGUGAAAUUGUUUCCAUUCGAUUUGAGAAAUUUAUGAUUCCAUAACAAGUGUUCAUCUAACAGCGGUGUUGUGAUAACGUUAACCUUAGUUAAGAUGAAAAAGAUUUGGUGACAAAUUAGAAAAUGUUAAUGAAUGAUAAUCUCGUAAACUUUCAGGUAUGCGCAAAAAUUUUAUGCUUCAAAUUCGAUCAUUGAUUUACUUUCAGCAGACUGUUUUACCUUCAGCUGUUUGAUACCGAUGAUGAUCAUGCAUUAGCAAUAAAACGCUUUUUGACAUGAAUUUAAUUUAUAAAAGUAACAGAAGCGAAGGGUUUCAAACACACAAAACGCGCUGCGAUUGAAUGGCGCGUUUGAAUUGCCGUCGCAAAAUUCCAAUUCCCAGCGGUUGAUGCACCCAAGUUUAUAUAAAUUGACUAAUAUUAUCAGUGCAUAACUUUAGUUCAACCGUUUGAAGGCAUCAUCUUUCAAUACUCAUUUUAGGUAAAUUUAAUAAUCUCACGGAACAACCGAAAUUAGCUCUGCGCCUAAUUCGUAUUACUGUUUUUGAAUUAGUUGAUUUUAACAACAAAAUUUCCAAAAUUACUAUAAAAUUUGCUGAAAAAAACUCUUAUUUUUAGAGAAUGUGUUUAGUUGGCGAAUAUUCUGGACACAAACCAGCAAUAUUUCAAUCCAACACGAAAUUCUCGUUGACAACUAAUUUCGUUAUUAAAAUCAGAAAAUUUGUUUCUAUUUAUCUAUCACCGUCAUUACUGAAGGACAGCACAAAGAAAACAAAAAUGAAAUUGGUUUUAUUAACAAGUUUAUUAGCCCAAAACUCAUGAGAAGUGUCAAAGCAAAACAAUCCAUUAAAAAUCUAAAAGGGACAGUCUUGUUGAUACUGCUUGCAAAUUGUUUAGAUGUUUUUCGCUUGUGUUACGAUAUAUCCAUAUAUGAAUUUCUAAACCGAUAUGUAAAAAUGACGUAAACUGUUAGUGAAAAGUGUAUUUAUUCAGAAUUUGUGCGCAUUUGAAGCGAUUGUGCGUAAUAAUGUUUUUACGCGGAAUAGUGAAGUGAGUUUCGAAUGUUGCACUCUAAUUGUGCACGUCAAAUGAUGUCUUCUAACAUUCCAGGCUACGCCGUCCGGUGUAGGGUAACAGAGGUAUUUUGGCCCACUUUAAGAUUGAUUUUAUUUUGGCCCACUUUGUAAAAAUAUCCCCCAAAUGUUAUAAUAUCUUUGAAAUCCCCUUCCGCAAUAGGUAAUUUAAUGUGAUUAGCUUCAAAUUGAUGCAACAUGGGUUACUUAACAUCGAUAAAAUCCGAUGAAAUUGAUAAAGUUUGUUAGGUGGGCCAAAAUAUAUGAAGUGGCCAAAAUACCUCUGUUACCCUACUACUUGUAUUCGGUUUUUGUUUUCCGAAUGCUCGAAGUUUUCAGUGAGAGAGUCGAUUUCGCGAAGUCGAAUGAAGAAAACAGCGAUUUAGAAGUAAAAUUUUUAAAGAGAAGUUUAUGUUUCGUUUAUGUCUUUUUCUCCUAUACAACAUCGUAUUCAUACCUGCCAAUAUAGAAUAAUAACCGCGACUGCUUCAAAUAUGUUUUUACUGUUGGCAUGAAAGCAAUUAAAAUGCUUCUAAGAGGGUCAGAAAUAUUGAAAGUUGUAAAAAUCCAGUCCACAACAUCAGAUAACUUGAUAAGACCAGCACCUAGUUCGUUCUCUGGUAGAUUUUCAGGGACGCUUGGGGAUUUUGUAGUCCCUGGAAGUGGUGGGAAUUCCAUCUCGGGAUUGAGUUUUCCGAGACCAGAAGCUUUUUGCAUCGGUGGUUUGUCACGAUUCCCGUUAGCUGUAACUUUUCGAAGCCCUUUGGAAGACACCUUCGAACCCGUACUAGGGAGCUUCAGGAAUCAGGAAUCAGAGAUUUGUGCCUUGCCAUCAAUUUGUUUUUAGCAUCAUUUUCCCGACAUAUAAGAAGGAAGGAUUGAAAGGAAAUGGUAAGGGUUGGACUAGGAGGAUGGGAAAAAUUGACGACACAAAAACACAUAGAAGCAGAAGUAAAUUCUGCACCCCUAAGGGAUGCCGAACAAUCUGCUGAGGAUCACAUUUAGUGGAAGCAGAAGUAAAUUCUGAACCUCUACGAGGUCCCGAACAGUCUGCUGUUAAUAAAACCUCCAACCCCCGACAGGAUUUAGAGAUCUUACAAAAGCGACACCAUUCUGCACUCCCGGAAGAAUGCAGAACGAUUCGCAGUAUGUACGAGCAGAAGCAAAUUCGGCACCCCCUAAAGGAUGCCAAACAAUCUGCUAAACCCUAUUUAAGGUGAAUACAGAAGGGAUUCAUUCACUCCAGGAAGAAUGAUGAACCCUUCUGACUAUAGCUCCUUACCACAUUGGGUGAGAAACGAGAGAAUAUCCUUCAAUUUUAGCUCCGCAUACACAGACUCAACCAUGUAUGGAGAACCAAAAACCCGGAUACGUAGCUGCGUCAAUGCGGGACAGUUACAUAUCAGAUGAUAUGAAGUACCAUAAUCGCAUUCACACAAAUCACACGAAUAAUACUCAGCACGUUGAAUAGCCAUGUGAUAAUUGAGGUUGCAAUGUCCAGUCAGAGCUCUGACCAGAAUACUGCAAUGAUGUUUGGAGAAAUGCAGUAGACACUUUGACAUUUUCAGAUUUAAAUCUGGUAGAAAUGCUUUUGUCUGAGCGCAAGUUUGCAAGCUGCGCCAGUAGCUGGCAUGUUUGAAUGCAGCCCAAGAACGAAUCUUGUGCUUUAUCCAACUAGUUGAAAGUGGUAAAGCUGGUUCAGGACCAACGAAAUCAUUCGUUGCACCAGCUCUAGCCAACUCAUCAGCCCAUUCAUUUCCAGUAAUACCAGAAUGGCCGGGUACCCAUAAAAAGUAAACAGCAUUUGAAAUUCUGAGGUCUUCAAUUUGAGUUCGACAUGCGAUCACUAGAUUCGACCGUGAGUCAUUCGAACUGAGUGCUUUUAAUGCUGCCUGACUGUCGGAACAAAAAUAAAUUCGUUUACCACAGAUCCUCUGCUGAAAUGCCGAUUGUACUCCACACAGAAUCGCGUAGAUUUCUGUUUGGAACACAGUACAGUAUCUACCAAGUGAAUGAGACUGCUCCAUUCUCAUUUCACGACAGUAGACACCAGCACCAGCACGACCAUUCAACAAAGAACCGUCCGUAUAACAAACUAUGUGUUCAUCAAGUUGUCGUUCCAGACAACCAGACAACCAUUCCUCACGAAGAGGAUAGCUCACAUUGAAUGUUUUGAAAGGAAAACUGCACGUGAGAGUUAGGUCACUAGGAGCGAGUAGAUACUCAUCCCACGUAACCAUUUGAGACCACAAGCGAGUGUGGCUGGUAGCAUAAUCUAAUGGGUUACUGUUCCAAAGCCCUGUAACCUUAAGACGGUAUGCACAAGAUAAUGCUUUUUGUUUUAGGAAUACAUGUAGUGGUUUAAUUCACAGUAGCGCCUCUAGAGCAGCAGUAGGAGUUGUCGUGAAUGCUCCUGUCAUCGCCAUUAGGACCAUCUUUUGGAGAGGAUUUAGCUUUGACUGAACUGUCGCGACUUCUCCUUUCUGCCACCAUACAAGACAUCCAUAUGCUAAAAUUGGUCUAACAAUAUAUCUGGAUUUGAGUCCCCAUGAUUUUCCAAAAGCUCGUCUGCAUUGGCCGAAAGCCAUGCAAGCUCUUUUAAUCCUGAAGUCAAUGUGAGCAGACCAAUUGAGUUUUGAGUCAAGAAUAACCCCGACGUAUUUAACUUGAUCGACCACAGUGACCUCUGAACCAAAGAACUGCAACGGACGAGCUCCUGCGAUUAUCCUACGAUGAGUGAAAAGCACCAUUGAUGUUUUGCCCGGAUUUACAGAUAAUCCAACCUGACAACACCAUUGUUGAACAGAUCGCAGGGCUUGUUGCAUUAAAUCAAAGAGAUUGUUAAUGCUUAUACCGAUCAUCAAUAUAUGAUAAUCGUCGGCAAAACCAUAAGUCGGAAAUCCAAGGUUAUUAAGUUUCCUUAACAAACCAUCAGCGACUAGGUUCCAUAAAUGUGGGGAUAGUACACCACCUGGAGGACACCAGGGAGAACUGGAAUAUAUCCAGUCGCAAAACUAAAAGUAAGUAUUUUCUUCAAAACAUGUUUGAAAUGUUCAUAUCCUUUCUGCAGUAACACCGGGAAAACUCCAUCCUUUCCAGGAGACUUGUACGAAGCAAAACUCUCAACUGCCCAUUUGACCGAUUCAAUCGUCACAACGCUUCGAGCAAGGGCCCAAUAAUCGUUACUACCUGAAAAUGUUUCGGGAAGAGCUGUCGGUGAUGGAUCUAUACAUCCUGGAAAGUGAGUGUUAAAAAGUACGGGUGUGCAAUGUCAGAGACAUAACUGGAUGUCGUGAAUACGAAUAUGACACACUUUGUUUAUGCUUCCGAAUUCGAAUUGGUGGUUGAUCAAUUGUUUGAAUUGUGCAACUUUCCCCUCUUGCAUUACUAGAAAUUUACCCUCUUGCAUUACUAGAAAUUUAUAGUUCUUUAUAAUAAAAUAAUGGUGACUCUGAAAAGAACUUUUUAUGAAAGCGUUCGUGAUGGAGAGUGACGAGUUGAGUUAGUUCAGCACGCAGACUCUGAAUUCUAAACCCAUAUUCCGGAACUAGAAUGGGUUGUAUAGAGUACAGUAAAGUAAAUUUCCGCAUAAUUCUUUAGGAGUAUUAUUAUGGUUCUAAAAAGAACCGAAUAGAAGAAGUCUGGAAUAAAGAACUGGACCCUGAGUUCAAGAACUAAAUUUAGAAUCAAUAACAGACUCAGAAUCCAGUUUCAAUUCUAGAACUGCAAUUUCAGUUCCAAAAUACAGUUCCAGAAUCCAGUUUCAGCACGCAGGCUCUGAAUUCUAAACCUAUAUUGCGGAACUAAAAUCUGAAACUUGAACGUCCCCGUUACGACUACCGAAAAGCAAAUAAGAGUUGCGACCUGAGCGUUUGAGGUUUUAACCACGCAGAAGGUGCACUCUCCUUCGCUGCUGGUUGAAGGUUUAACUCUCACGACCAGAGAUGCCAGGUAAAAAAUUCAAAUAUUUGCAGACAGGGUCUGUAAAUCUGAAAAAAAAUCUGCAGUCAGCAAGUAUGUCUUGCUGGCAGCAAUUUCUCUAUAAAGUAUGACACGCAAAACACGCAGAAGGUGCACUCUCCGUCGCUGCUGGUUGAUUAAAUCAUUCCCACGACGUCUAAUUCCAUCCAACGCACAAGAAGAAAUGAUCGAUUUUCGACCACGAGGGAACCGUACGCAUUCAGAUGAAGAUAUGUGCCUGACUACCUCAAAAUCGUCGUCCUUGCGCGAAAAAGCCAAGUAAAUGUGAAGAGUUUUCCGCGUUGUUUUCAAAGUUUUAGAAAACUUAACUUUUGAGUUAUCUGUGGUUAUUUCACAAUGUUCAAAAUAUUAUCCUAAAUUCCUAAUCAUAUUUUUGAUGAAAUGGUGAAAGACUUAUGUUGCUGCCGUUAUUACAAGUCGAGAUAUUCACGAUUAAGUUCUGCCCAUUUUUCCAUAUGGCUAAUUUUGAAAAGGCACCCCAUAGUAAAGUAAGUCGUAUUCACGACAAAAAAUACAAUAUUCGUAAUACGUAAAAAAAAAUAAAAAAUCUAAAAAAAUUUGAACUAACUAAAUAUAUAUUUGCUUACAAAGCGGACUUUAUGUGUGAAAUACAUAACAUUUUGAACUCCACCAAUGUCGUCGCGCGUUUGAUUUUUCUUGGCAUCGAAUUGAAAAAACUUAUUCCCCUGUACAAUAAUGAGUUAUGCGAUCUGGCUAACAGAAAGCGUGGUGUUCUAGCAUCAGAUGCGUUUCUAAUAGUGUACCUAUGUAAAUCAGUUCCUUUUUCAAUUCGAUCACACGAAAAUCGCGGCAGCAUGCCAUUUAAGAUCUUGAAAAUAAAUACCAUGGUUAAGUAGUAAAUUCUCUGUUUCACUGAAAGCCAUUGUAAUGCGUUCAGUAGAAAAUCUGAGGAGGUAUAUCUACUACAUUUUACAAUUAAUCGCAUGAUCUUAUUUUGCAGUCGCUGGAAUCUCAAGAUUUGUGUGUUAUUAGUAAGAAACAGAAUGGAUCGGCAAAAGUCAAUGUGUGGUGAAAUGACUGGUUUAUACAAAAGAAUCUUACUAUGGGUCGUUAAAUCAUUUUUCAAACGACAUAAUACACCAUAAUUUUUGGCAAUCUUCUUGAUGACAUUAUUGAUAUGAGAUUUGAAUGUUAACUUUUCGUCAAUUAUGACUCCAAGAUACUUCAUUUUUCUAACGCGAUCAAUAGUUUCACCAUCGAUUUCCACAUUGGCGUCAUGACCGGUGCUAACAGAAGAAAUAACUAUAUAUUUAGUUUUCGCGACGUUUAGUAUCAGUUGCUUAAAUUUUAACCAUCGAACCAGCAAACCUAGAUCCUCGUUUAAAUGUGCGACAGCUUCAUUGACAUCUUUAGCCGUAAUGAACAGAACAGUAUCAUCAGCAAACAAAUUAAUAUCACAGAAACGUAAGACUCGUUUCAUAUCAUUGAUAUACAUAAUAAAUAGAAUAGGACCUAGCACACUUCUCUGAGGCACACCAAGUGAAUUACCGAGGGAACUAGACACUACAUUUACCAAAUCCAGUAGAUCGUGUUCGAUAACAUGAAAGCAAUCCUGUAUAACUUUUGAGUUUACAUUGUCAAUACCAGUCGAUUUUCCCAAAUUAAAACAAAUAUUUGUUCAUCAAGUUGUCGUUCCAGACAACCAGACAACCAUUCCUCACGAAGAGGAUAGCUCACAUUGAAUGUUUUGAAAGGAAAACUGCACGUGAGAGUUAGGUCACUAGGAGCGAGUAGAUACUCAUCCCACGUAACCAUUUGAGACCACAAGCGAGUGUGGCUGGUAGCAUAAUCUAAUGGGUUACUGUUCCAAAGCCCUGUAACCUUAAGACGGUAUGCACAAGAUAAUGCUUUUUGUUUUAGGAAUACAUGUAGUGGUUUAAUUCACAGUAGCGCCUCUAGAGCAGCAGUAGGAGUUGUCGUGAAUGCUCCUGUCAUCGCCAUUAGGACCAUCUUUUGGAGAGGAUUUAGCUUUGACUGAACUGUCGCGACUUCUCCUUUCUGCCACCAUACAAGACAUCCAUAUGCUAAAAUUGGUCUAACAAUAUAUCUGGAUUUGAGUCCCCAUGAUUUUCCAAAAGCUCGUCUGCAUUGGCCGAAAGCCAUGCAAGCUCUUUUAAUCCUGAAGUCAAUGUGAGCAGACCAAUUGAGUUUUGAGUCAAGAAUAACCCCGACGUAUUUAACUUGAUCGACCACAGUGACCUCUGAACCAAAGAACUGCAACGGACGAGCUCCUGCGAUUAUCCUACGAUGAGUGAAAAGCACCAUUGAUGUUUUGCCCGGAUUUACAGAUAAUCCAACCUGACAACACCAUUGUUGAACAGAUCGCAGGGCUUGUUGCAUUAAAUCAAAGAGAUUGUUAAUGCUUAUACCGAUCAUCAAUAUAUGAUAAUCGUCGGCAAAACCAUAAGUCGGAAAUCCAAGGUUAUUAAGUUUCCUUAACAAACCAUCAGCGACUAGGUUCCAUAAAUGUGGGGAUAGUACACCACCUGGAGGACACCAGGGAGAACUGGAAUAUAUCCAGUCGCAAAACUAAAAGUAAGUAUUUUCUUCAAAACAUGUUUGAAAUGUUCAUAUCCUUUCUGCAGUAACACCGGGAAAACUCCAUCCUUUCCAGGAGACUUGUACGAAGCAAAACUCUCAACUGCCCAUUUGACCGAUUCAAUCGUCACAACGCUUCGAGCAAGGGCCCAAUAAUCGUUACUACCUGAAAAUGUUUCGAGAAGAGCUGUCGGUGAUGGAUCUAUACAUCCUGGAAAGUGAGUGUUAAAAAGUACGGGUGUGCAAUGUCAGAGACAUAACUGGAUGUCGUGAAUACGAAUAUGACACACUUUGUUUAUGCUUCCGAAUUCGAAUUGGUGGUUGAUCAAUUGUUUGAAUUGUGCAACUUUCCCCUCUUGCAUUACUAGAAAUUUACCCUCUUGCAUUACUAGAAAUUUAUAGUUCUUUAUAAUAAAAUAAUGGUGACUCUGAAAAGAACUUUUUAUGAAAGCGUUCGUGAUGGAGAGUGACGAGUUGAGUUAGUUCAGCACGCAGACUCUGAAUUCUAAACCCAUAUUCCGGAACUAGAAUGGGUUGUAUAGAGUACAGUAAAGUAAAUUUCCGCAUAAUUCUUUAGGAGUAUUAUUAUGGUUCUAAAAAGAACCGAAUAGAAGAAGUCUGGAAUAAAGAACUGGACCCUGAGUUCAAGAACUAAAUUUAGAAUCAAUAACAGACUCAGAAUCCAGUUUCAAUUCUAGAACUGCAAUUUCAGUUCCAAAAUACAGUUCCAGAAUCCAGUUUCAGCACGCAGGCUCUGAAUUCUAAACCUAUAUUGCGGAACUAAAAUCUGAAACUUGAACGUCCCCGUUACGACUACCGAAAAGCAAAUAAGAGUUGCGACCUGAGCGUUUGAGGUUUUAACCACGCAGAAGGUGCACUCUCCUUCGCUGCUGGUUGAAGGUUUAACUCUCACGACCAGAGAUGCCAGGUAAAAAAUUCAAAUAUUUGCAGACAGGGUCUGUAAAUCUGAAAAAAAAUCUGCAGUCAGCAAGUAUGUCUUGCUGGCAGCAAUUUCUCUAUAAAGUAUGACACGCAAAACACGCAGAAGGUGCACUCUCCGUCGCUGCUGGUUGAUUAAAUCAUUCCCACGACGUCUAAUUCCAUCCAACGCACAAGAAGAAAUGAUCGAUUUUCGACCACGAGGGAACCGUACGCAUUCAGAUGAAGAUAUGUGCCUGACUACCUCAAAAUCGUCGUCCUUGCGCGAAAAAGCCAAGUAAAUGUGAAGAGUUUUCCGCGUUGUUUUCAAAGUUUUAGAAAACUUAACUUUUGAGUUAUCUGUGGUUAUUUCACAAUGUUCAAAAUAUUAUCCUAAAUUCCUAAUCAUAUUUUUGAUGAAAUGGUGAAAGACUUAUGUUGCUGCCGUUAUUACAAGUCGAGAUAUUCACGAUUAAGUUCUGCCCAUUUUUCCAUAUGGCUAAUUUUGAAAAGGCACCCCAUAGUAAAGUAAGUCGUAUUCACGACAAAAAAUACAAUAUUCGUAAUACGUAAAAAAAAAUAAAAAAUCUAAAAAAAUUUGAACUAACUAAAUAUAUAUUUGCUUACAAAGCGGACUUUAUGUGUGAAAUACAUAACAUUUUGAACUCCACCAAUGUCGUCGCGCGUUUGAUUUUUCUUGGCAUCGAAUUGAAAAAACUUAUUCCCCUGUACAAUAAUGAGUUAUGCGAUCUGGCUAACAGAAAGCGUGGUGUUCUAGCAUCAGAUGCGUUUCUAAUAGUGUACCUAUGUAAAUCAGUUCCUUUUUCAAUUCGAUCACACGAAAAUCGCGGCAGCAUGCCAUUUAAGAUCUUGAAAAUAAAUACCAUGGUUAAGUAGUAAAUUCUCUGUUUCACUGAAAGCCAUUGUAAUGCGUUCAGUAGAAAAUCUGAGGAGGUAUAUCUACUACAUUUUACAAUUAAUCGCAUGAUCUUAUUUUGCAGUCGCUGGAAUCUCAAGAUUUGUGUGUUAUUAGUAAGAAACAGAAUGGAUCGGCAAAAGUCAAUGUGUGGUGAAAUGACUGGUUUAUACAAAAGAAUCUUACUAUGGGUCGUUAAAUCAUUUUUCAAACGACAUAAUACACCAUAAUUUUUGGCAAUCUUCUUGAUGACAUUAUUGAUAUGAGAUUUGAAUGUUAACUUUUCGUCAAUUAUGACUCCAAGAUACUUCAUUUUUCUAACGCGAUCAAUAGUUUCACCAUCGAUUUCCACAUUGGCGUCAUGACCGGUGCUAACAGAAGAAAUAACUAUAUAUUUAGUUUUCGCGACGUUUAGUAUCAGUUGCUUAAAUUUUAACCAUCGAACCAGCAAACCUAGAUCCUCGUUUAAAUGUGCGACAGCUUCAUUGACAUCUUUAGCCGUAAUGAACAGAACAGUAUCAUCAGCAAACAAAUUAAUAUCACAGAAACGUAAGACUCGUUUCAUAUCAUUGAUAUACAUAAUAAAUAGAAUAGGACCUAGCACACUUCUCUGAGGCACACCAAGUGAAUUACCGAGGGAACUAGACACUACAUUUACCAAAUCCAGUAGAUCGUGUUCGAUAACAUGAAAGCAAUCCUGUAUAACUUUUGAGUUUACAUUGUCAAUACCAGUCGAUUUUCCCAAAUUAAAACAAAUAUUUUUCAAUUGUUGAGAAGUUAUUGGUUGAAAUUCAUCAAGUCUACAAUAGUUAUUCAUCGGCUGUGUUAUUUCAACAGGCUCACCUACCAAUUCAAUACUUUGAUUGAUCUGCUGAACACUAUUUAUGAAAUAACUGUUGAACUUUCCAGAUAUAAUUUGUUCUGUGUGUUCUCCUAUACCGUCAAAAGUUAUGCUUUUCGAUGCACUAUGUGUAGGCUUGAUAAGCUGUUUGAGAAUUUUCCAUAACUCUCUACUGUUUUGUUGAUUUUAAUCGAUUCUCCUCUGUAUGUAUUCAUAUCUAGUCUUCUUCAGGGCCCGUGAAUAAAUAUUUCGUGCUUGUGUAUAUCUACUCCAGUAACUAUCAUUGUUAGUUCUACAGAAUCUCUUGUACUGUUUAUCCCUCUCCCGUUUUAACCGUAAGAGGUCUAUUGAGUACCAACUACUCGAGCUGUUCAAACUAACAUACUUUUCAAUUACUAAUUCAUUAGUACACUUUUUCAGUAUGUCAGUAAGAAUAGAUGCCCUGUGAUCCAAAUUUCCAGUCAACUGUGUACAACCCAAGCUUCUUGGUACAAGUCGGGAUAGGGUUUGCUUUGAAUAGUUUUUCCUACACUUGAUUUUCACCGUAUUUUCCUCAUUUCUGGGGCUACUCGUUACGGAAAUUGCAAUUGUCUCAUGAUCUGAAAUCUUGCAAUCGGAUUCCAUAUUUCAAUAAACACCGUCGAAAUUGGAAUACACGUGAUCUAUCAAUGUUUUACUGUAUCUCGAAAUUCUUGUAAAUUCAUUCACAGUUUGCUUCAAAUUGAAGAAUUCUGCUAACUGUUUCAAUUGAUUCGAACCUUGAUCACUGAAUAAAUCAAUAUUAAGGCCAUCGUCCAAGUACCAUGCGCGCGGGUGGUUUUAGGAAAUUUUCGAUGGAAAUUUCGAAAAAUUUGACAAAACCAAAAACAUACAGACCUUUGAAAUACUUUUAUCUAUCUACAGGGUGAAAAUGACUGGAAAAUUCGGAGGAUUUUACGAGUCUUAUCAAAAAUAGCGCUGAAAAAAUGAGCUUUUUUUGUAAUUUUUCACAAUUAUUUGAAAAAAUAAUUCGAUGGAAUGAAAUUUUUUUUUCAAAAAAAACCUCAUGCUGGCAACAAGGAUCACAUUCGGACACAUUUUUGGAAAACCUUUUCACGCUUUUCAUGGAAAAUCAACGA